Zingiber officinale is the source of this 838-nucleotide messenger RNA. Its product is annotated as peroxiredoxin Q, chloroplastic-like. Gene Ontology annotation, biological process: cellular response to oxidative stress; cell redox homeostasis. Lineage: Eukaryota; Viridiplantae; Streptophyta; Magnoliopsida; Zingiberales; Zingiberaceae. Gene Ontology annotation, molecular function: thioredoxin peroxidase activity. The record is from RefSeq and is a predicted model, not a curated record. The transcript is spliced from 4 exons. Bases 98 to 742 code for a protein of 214 amino acids. Gene Ontology annotation, cellular component: chloroplast thylakoid membrane; cytoplasm.
CACCCUCCCAACACGCCAAUCAACCUUAAAGCCAUCAUCUCCAAAAGGAGACACAGAGACCCUGAGACUUUCCUCGUGACCUUCACCUGCAUCGUCCAUGGCCUGCACCUCUCUCCCCAAACACCCUCUCACUCUCCUCCGAGCUCCCAUCAACAAGUCAUCACCACCCUCGCCUCCUGCAUUCCCCUCACUCUCCAACGCAUCGCACUCCCAGUUCUUUGGCAUCAAGCUCUCCGCUUCAUCACUCCCAAACCCUUCUCACUCCCCCAAGAGGUCCAUGCUCGUUUUUGCAAAGGUGUCCGAGGGGAAUGUGCCUCCGUCCUUUACUCUGAAAGAUCAAGAUGGGAAAAAUGUGUCUCUUUCGAAGUUCAAGGGCAAGCCAGUUGUGCUCUACUUCUAUCCUGCCGAUGAGACUCCUGGAUGCACCAAACAGGCUUGCGCCUUCAGAGACUCCUAUGAGAAGUUCAAGAAGGCUGGAGCUGAGGUCGUUGGAACAAGUGGGGACGAUCCUUCCUCGCACAAGGCCUUUGCCAAGAAGUACAGACUGCCAUUUACCCUGUUAAGUGAUGAUGGAAACAAGGUGAGGAAGCAAUGGGGGGUGCCUUCGGACCUCUUUGGAACACUGCCUGGAAGACAGACCUACGUGAUCGAUAAAAAUGGGGUGGUUCGACUUGUCUACAACAACCAAUUCCAACCAGAGAAGCAUGUCGAUGAAACACUGAAGCUUCUUCAGACCCUUUGAGAUGCCACUCUUCAGCUUACUUUGAAGGGCAAUGUAAUUAAUUACCAUGACAUUGAUCGGUAUCUCCUCUCUUAUUAAGUGUAUUAAUAGUUUUAA